AUGGAAGCGACGAAUACUCUCCUGCGUCUGCCAAACGGAGAAGUAGCUCAGGGCAAUGUUGACAAUGAGCCCCUCUGGUGUAGUGCGAAACACAUUGGUCUUCAGAUUCCGCACAUUCACUCAAGUGUCGAAGACAUUACACCUGGCGGUCAAGAAGACACUCAAGCAUUCUUUGAUCGUCUUACCCAAUGCGACAACGCUCAGAGUAUCCGCAUGAAGAUGGACGUUUCUAUGAAACCUAUCAAAGCAGAGUCAUUGGCAGUCAAUAGUCUGAAGAAUACGGCGAGUGCCAAUCCGCCACCAUGCGACAGGGCAAUUGAAGCGUACCAGCACAUCGUGGACUUCGCUCCCGUUACGCUGCAGUUUGUAAAUCUUGCCGCUGAGUUGCCUGGUGUUCAAGGCAUCCUAGCUCAAACCGCCCCUCGAUUUCUCUUAGACAUCUACGCAAGUAUGAACCGGGGAACGAAAGAGGCACUCUCGCCCACAGAUUACCAAGGUGUUAUAGUCACUAAGGGUUUAUAUCUACGGGAUGGGAGCCAAAAGACAUACGCACUUACUCGUCGACAUGUAGUGCUCCUUCCAGGCAAAAGAAGUGGAAAGUUCAACAACUAUAGAGACUAUCGGCACAGCAUUUACGAAAAUGCAGUUAUGGUUAUGCAGCCCACAGACGAAGUUUACGAUUAG
This is a messenger RNA of Fusarium coffeatum, 684 nucleotides long. RefSeq lists its product as uncharacterized. The transcript has 2 exons. The record is from RefSeq and is a predicted model, not a curated record. Lineage: Eukaryota; Fungi; Ascomycota; Sordariomycetes; Hypocreales; Nectriaceae. Bases 1 to 684 code for a protein of 227 amino acids.